UGGCGAUCCCAAGGCAGGGGAGUUCCACACAUUAACAAUCUCACCCUGCACACAGGCAGAGGGAAGCAUAGAUUCCGUUCUGCCUGAUCUCUGCUGCAUGAACACAGAACCACCAUUCACAUCCCAGAAGGGGAAGGGCAGAGGAACCAUUGAUUCUGCAGGAGUGGAUGGGAAAGGGUGCUGCUGAGUCUAAGAAGCAUGCUUACAUCUCAGAGGGAUGUGCAGGAAUGGUACCUUCCCAGCUGGAACAUCAAACCAAAGUACUCAACGAAAGUGCUCAUUGGAAACUGGUUGGAAGAGAGGAAAAGGUUUAUAAAAGACAUUGGGAAACCCAGCAACAGCAUCUAUGGGACUGACUUUAUUUGCUUCCCUGACCACAGAACAGAUCGAACAGUAAGGAGAACCAUUAUGAAGAAACUUGAUGGCCUGCCAAAGCAGCAUCUGUUUACGCAUCAUGAAGAACCGAACAACCGAAAUUUAGUAACUCAAUACGAUGAUCAUUACAACAGACAUGGCUAUAAUCCUGUGUUACCUCCACUCCGCAGAUGGAAUGGACAAAAGCUAGCCUGGCUCCCGGAGAAAUCAGAUUUCCCCAUUUUUGAACCACCCACCAACUAUGGCCUUUUUGAGCAACUAAUGAAAAAAUGGACUCACCAAGAGGCAGGAGUGAUGAACAGUGUCUACACUGUUUCUUAUGAGAUGCCGCCUGUUUCUGCUUUUGCUGUUCGCCGACGUCCAGUCACAAAUUGCCACCGGUCCACCCCGCGAUGGGUAGCAUCUUCCCCACAACCUCCGUGCAAGUCUGGAAUGUGAUGGCGCACCAAAAUGCCUGCAAGCUCCUGAGCAGCCGGUCAGAGAUACGGCAGCCAUUGGUGCCACACCGUAGAGUGCUUCUUGCCAUACUAUAACUAUUAUUUAAAUACAGCAUGUUGCCCAACACUAAGACUAUUCUGGUCCAUGUGUUAUUGGCAGAAAUAGGAAUUAGGCUGUAUAGAGGGAGCGGUGUCUACUGGUUGGAGCAGAGCACUGGAAUGUAGGGUGACUGGAUUACAUUCCCAGCUCUGCCUUUGACCUGUGGCAACUCCACAGGGUGGACUUUGUUUCCCUUACUCGAAUCAGACAUUUACAUGAUCUUUCUGUGCUGCUGUGAAUGGCUCCGAGUUCACCAU
Dermochelys coriacea (leatherback sea turtle) is the source of this 1169-nucleotide messenger RNA. It is a transcript of the gene CFAP107, whose product is annotated as cilia and flagella associated protein 107. Lineage: Eukaryota; Metazoa; Chordata; Testudines; Dermochelyidae. Bases 199 to 813 code for a protein of 204 amino acids. The transcript is spliced from 4 exons. The record is from RefSeq and is a predicted model, not a curated record.